AUGGCGUUUAACUCUCUCUCUCUUUCUCUUUCUUUCUGUCCCUCCCUCUCUCUUUCUGUCUCUCUGCCAGAGAGGGGUUCCAGUGGUCAGCUGGACCUGACAGAGCUCAUCGGCGUGCCCCUCCCCCCCUCUGUCUCAUUCAUCACAGGCUUUGAGGGUUUCCCUGCCUACAGCUUUGGCCCGGAUGCCAACGUGGGUCGCCUUACGCGCUCUUUCAUCCCUGACCCCUUUUACCGCGAUUUCGCCAUCAUUGUCACGGCUAAGCCCACCUCCAGGCGUGGGGGUGUGCUCUUUGCCAUCACCGAUGCCCCGCAAAAGAUCGUGCACCUGGGCGUGGCCUUGUCGCCCGUGGAGGACGGUGCCCAACGAGUGGUGCUAUACUACACUGAGCCAGGCAAGAGCCAGACGAGGGAGGCAGCCUCAUUUAAGAUGGGAGAGCUGACAGGGAGGUGGGCUAGGUUCACACUGGCUGUGCAGGGUGAGGAGGUGAAGCUGUAUAUGGACUGUGAGGAGCACCAUCGUGUGGCCUUCUACAGAGGCCAGGAGAGACUCACCUUCCAGCCCAGCUCCGGCAUCUUUGUGGGCAAUGCGGGUGGUACCAGGAUGGAGAGAUUUGUGGGCUCUAUCCAACAACUAGUGCUGAGUCCUGACCCCACGACUGUUGAUGAGCAGUGUGAAGAAGAUGAUCCUUACGCCUCUGGUUACAGCAGUGGUGAUGAUAUACUCGAUGACACAGAAACAAUGGAUGAAGUGAAGAAAAUAGUGGAAGAGAUGGAGUAUACCAUGCCAGAGGACCUGCAGACCACGCCCGUCAGAGCGCCCCCUACAGAGGCUUCAUUGGAUGACGAGGACAUGGAGGAGUCUUCUGGCCAGGACCUGGUACUACCCACAGAGAAAGCCCCAAGCAGGACAGAGGAGGCAGCACAUCGAGAGAAAACUGAACAGACAAAGAAUGUGUCCCCCUCACAGAAAGGAGACAGAGGGGAUCCAGGCCCUCCUGGGCCUCCUGGACCACCUGGGCCCCCAGGUCCAUCCAGCCCCGCAGGAGAAGGCUCAGGGACAGGUGAGCCUGGUGCCCGAGGCCCUCAGGGACCACCAGGAGCUCCUGGAACACCAGGAAAGGACGGUGAGCCCGGUGUCAGAGGUGGAGAUGGAGAUCCAGGACAAGCUGGACCUCCGGGAUUUCCGGGCCUGCCAGGAGAGCCUGGUCUGAAAGGAGAUAAGGGAGAUCCUGGAGUGGGUGUCCCUGGCCCCCCUGGACCUCCUGGGCCGCCUGGACGACCUGGGACCUCAAAGUUUUUGGAUGCUAUCGAUGGCUCCGGAUUUGAAGACUUUGAUAGUGACACAGAGGUGAUCAGAGGUCCUCCAGGACCUCCUGGUCCCCCAGGACAGCCCGGACCACCUGGCCCUGCACAGGAUCCUAUUCCAGGGCCAACCGGGCCUCCAGGGGCCCCUGGAAAGGACGGCAAGGAUGGAGAGAUGGGUAAACCUGGUCUGCCGGUGUUUGAGGACUGGUUUAGUGGUUCUGGAUUUGAGUUUGGGUCUGGAUAUGAGUUUGGCUCAGGGUUGGAUUCAGUAGAGGGUGUGGAUGGUCACAAUGGGGAGCCUGGAAAACAGGGGGAAAGAGGGGAGAAGGGUGAUCCAGGGUUGCCUGGACCUGCAGGCCCAAAGGGUGACCCAGGACAACCAGGACCUGAUGGACCACAGGGGCCCAGAGGACCAGUUGGUCCCCCAGGGCCACCAGGACCUCCGGGACCUCCAGCACUGGGCUUUAGAUUUAAUCUGGAAGUGAGUGAUACAGAGGGUUCAGGGGGAGCCAGCGGCUUUGGCGCAGCGAUGCCCACUGGACCGCCAGGGCCUCCUGGGAUUCCCGGCCCUCCAGGGCCAAAGGGCAAGGAUGGAAAAGAUGGUCUUCCUGGUGUAUCUGUGAAGGGGGAGCCUGGGGCCAAAGGAGCAGAUGGCCAACCCGGAAUACCUGGACUGCCUGGGAAAAAUGGAGAGAAAGGCGAGAAAGGGGACAUGGGACUGAAGGGAGAGAGAGGUCAGGACGGGCUAAGUCUCCCUGGCCCGCCAGGACCUCCCGGACCACCGGGACCUGUCAUCAACCUCCCAGACCUACUACUGAAUGACACAGAAGGCAUCUUCAACUUCUCAGGGACCCUCGGGCCUCAGGGGCCCAUGGGACCAAGGGGUCCUAAAGGAGACAUGGGAACUCCAGGGGUAAAGGGUCAGAAAGGAGAACCAGGGAUCACCAUUUCAGCUGAUGGUGCGCUCAUGUCAGGACUGAUUGGACCACAGGGACCAAAGGGGACCAAGGGUGACUGUGGUGUUCCUGGACCUCCUGGUCAAAUUGGUCAGAUGGGGCCGCCUGGUGCUAAAGGAGAAUUCGGUCUUCCUGGUCGCCCUGGUCGUCCUGGGUUGAUUGGCCCUAAAGGAGCUAAAGGAGAACCUUCUGGAUUGCCAGGGCCACCUGGUCCCCCCGGCCCCCCUGGGCGUCCAGGAAUAUUCAACUGUCCCAAAGGAACAGUGUUUCCCAUUCCUCCUCGGCCACACUGCAAACAGCCCAUUAAUAGUAAUUCCACACAAGGGGGAGCUAACUGUCCACUGACUGGUGCCAAAGGCGAAAAGGGCGACAGAGGUCUCCCAGGGUUACCAGGCAUCUCAACAGUCCCCAUGUGGACAAAGGGAGCGUCGGGUGACCAGGGUUUCAAAGGAGAGAAGGGAGAGAAAGGGGAGGCUGGGAUGCCAGGACCACCUGGGGUCCCUGGGAGAUCUGGGCUUGUGGGACCUAAAGGAGAUUCUGUUGUUGGACCCCCUGGACAUCCAGGUUUACGGGGGCCUCCUGGAACACCUGGUAUUGGGAGACCUGGACCUGCUGGUCCCCCUGGGCCCCCUGGCCCACCGGGACAACCUGGACACUAUGGAGCUGCUGUCACUAUCCCCGGCCCUCCAGGACCCCCAGGUCCUCCUGGAAGACCAGCUGAAAACUCUAACCAAUUAAAGACAUAUUCCAGUCUCCAAGUGAUGAAACGGCAGGCGUAUUUGGACACUGAUGGAACGUUAUCAUAUGUGACUGACACAGGGAAACUGUACAUCAGAGUACCUGGAGGCUGGAAGGAGAUUCAGCUUGGUGGACUAAUUGAGAUCCAGUCCUCCACUUUCCUCUCACAAGAUGAGGCCCAGCCCCUGGUUUUCAGCCCUCAGUUCAGCAGCACUCCCAGAAUCCAUACAAGAAACGUGCUGAGAUUGGUUGCCUUAAACACACCCUACACUGGAAACAUGGGUUCCAUUCACACUGUAAACAAAGCCUGCCGCGCACAGGCCCAGGCCAUGGGGAUUCGGGAUGAGUACCGGGCAUUCCUUUCCCACCAUCUCCAGGACCUCAUCGAUCUCGUCCACCCGGCAUACAGGACCAACAUGCCAGUCGUCAACCUCAGAGGUGAAAUCUUGUUUAAGAACUGGGAGAGUAUCUUCAUCAACCAUCUUCUUCCUCCUGGUAUCCCUCUCUUCUCCUUUGACGGACGGGACGUAAUGAGUGACCCUUUCUGGCCCCAGAAGGCCAUCUGGCAUGGUUCCUCAGAGAGGGGGAAGCGACUGGAUGAGCAGAACUGUGAGUCGUGGCGAGCCGGCGACAUGGCUAUUGUGGGGCAGGCGUCUUUCCUGUACAGCGGUCUGCUGAACCAGCAAAGUCGCAGCUGUUCCAAUCAGUUCAUCGUCCUGUGUAUCGAGACAAGCCCGGAGGACCAGUCCGCCCAGGGGCUCAAAAGAGCACAGUACCGUUACCAAUACUGGCAUUAUCGAAAUUAA
Chanos chanos (milkfish) is the source of this 3807-nucleotide messenger RNA. It is a transcript of the gene col15a1a, whose product is annotated as collagen, type XV, alpha 1a. The record is from RefSeq and is a predicted model, not a curated record. Lineage: Eukaryota; Metazoa; Chordata; Actinopteri; Gonorynchiformes; Chanidae. Gene Ontology annotation, molecular function: extracellular matrix structural constituent conferring tensile strength. The transcript is spliced from 41 exons. Bases 1 to 3807 code for a protein of 1268 amino acids. Gene Ontology annotation, biological process: extracellular matrix organization.